Messenger RNA from Saxophila tyrrhenica, 2049 nucleotides. RefSeq lists its product as uncharacterized. The transcript is spliced from 3 exons. NCBI's taxonomy places the organism in Eukaryota, Fungi, Ascomycota, Dothideomycetes, Mycosphaerellales, Extremaceae. The coding region runs from base 1 to 2049 and encodes 682 amino acids. The record is from RefSeq and is a predicted model, not a curated record.
AUGGAUUACCAUAACAGCCGCGAAAUUCAUGCGAACAUGCCGGAUCACGACUGUACAACAUCUUCUGUUGAACGCUCGGCACAAGGCCGUGGCUGUCAAUGCGACAGCUCUGAUCACCUCCGAGAAUACUGGACCGGCGAUGACUGCGGUUUGCGACGUAUUAGCGACACGAAAGACUUCUUUACCGACGAGAAGCCCACGAUACUGCAGACCUUCCAACCUCCGGCGGUAGCAACAAAAGUCCCAUUUGCGGUAUCAUCGACUAUCCUACCCUCGCCAGACAGCCUUUGCCAUUCUUCAGCGACAGUGCCAUCUCCGAAGUAUACCUGGAAAGGCUCACUAAUACGUGCGGGUCCUCUGGCAGGAGUCGCAAGCCUCGUGUUCGCAAUCCUUCAGAUCUUCGCAUCUUUUGCUGUCCUGGCGGCGUCCAACAAACAGCCCGUGAGCAGCUGGACUUUCCAGCCAACGGUGUACUUGGCUGUGUUGACUGUGCUCAGCAAUAAGCUGCUGGCGUUCGCUGCCGUGCAGGGGACGGUCAUCAGCUGGUGGCGGAGUGCCAUUCGGGGCACGUCGCUUGGUCAAUUGCAUCGUGACUGGGGCAUGGGUCUGCACGUGUACAAGGCGCUUGCAGCAGGGCGGCACACCAAUAUCCUGGCGUUUGCCUGCAUCCUCGCCACUUUCGUCGCUAUCGACGGACCACUGUUACAGCGUGCUACAUCUGUCGUAUCUGUAACACCUCAGCAACCGGUCCCGCUUACUGUCGCGCUGGCACCAGAGCUUCCUGGCGCAUGGAGCGGGGCGGCCGAUUACCGCGAGAAGCAGUCGUGGACCUUCGGUCCCAGUGUGGACUUUGCGAAGGUCUUCGAAGAUUACUCUGAGACAACACCCAUUACUGGUGUAGUGAAAGGGUGUCCAUACCAGAAGUGUGCAAUCACUGUCCGCGCGCCGGCGCUUGCACUGGAGUCCUGCGAGUCCCAGUCAUAUUCCAAGAACUAUACCGAGCCUCUCACCGCUUUAGAAUGGGAGAUAUACAACCUCACCAACGCCGUGACCAAAGAGCGAGCCGCGUUCCUUGUCCAGGGAGGCCUUUCAAAGGGGACGCGAGAGAAAUUCGAGAUCACCACCGGUAUAAGUGAUGCCGCGGUCGCCGAAAGUUGUGUGGGUUCCUGGAACUACACAACAUGCACUUAUAUCAGCGCUAUCGGCGAAUACGACCUCGUCGUCGAAGGAGACGAGAUCAAACUCUCAACCGACUUGAGCGCCGUCAAAAUCUCUGCUCUAGCGAAUAACACCGCAGUCACCGGAACGAACCAAAGCCACCCAUCCACACUCGCCGGUGCAGCGCUGGCCGGAAUCUUACAAUUCUCCACCGUAGCCGCCUUGGCCAACAUCGACAAUGUCAGCGUGUCGAUGCAUUCUCCGGGUAAUAGCUGGUUCGCUUUCCAGCAUAUUGAAAACUGGGAAGCCCUGAACGAUGGCUCAGCCUGCGCACCGAUAUGGCGUGACCCUACCAAGGAGAUUCUCAGCGGCCUCAAUGAGGUCCUGUUCCGUGCUGGCGUGUACGUGGCCGCGCACCUGGAUGAGGCAUGGCUGCGGGAAAGACUGGAUCCCGGUCUCGAGACGAGCUACAAUACCACUGGCAGUGCUUCCGUGGAGAUCAACGUCUUCCACUCUGACUUCCGCUACUUUUCGGCAGCGGCUGUCGUGCAAGCGAUUACUGUCGCUGUGGUGGCGUAUACGUUUUAUGGAUAUUGGCGACUCGGAAGGAAUACCACUUUUAGCCCGCUGGAGAUGGCGAAUGCUUUCGAUGCCCCGCUGCUGCGCCAUGAAGAUAGCAAUAUGAGCGCCAAUCAACUGGCUAAAUCUUGUGGCUCGGUUGAGGUCCAGUACGGCAUUGCCCGGGGCAGACCGAAGCAAUAUCCUGGCGACAUGACGAUUGCUGGAGAUACGUUGAUGUUUGGCGAGGAGCGAGAGAUUGUUCCGUUGGUGAGUUCAGGACGAAUCUCGGCUGCGUUGGCGAGGGUUCGAGGGAUUGCGGUAGAUAGAUGA